Messenger RNA from Egretta garzetta (little egret), 4188 nucleotides. It is a transcript of the gene PSD3, whose product is annotated as pleckstrin and Sec7 domain containing 3. Gene Ontology annotation, biological process: regulation of ARF protein signal transduction. The record is from RefSeq and is a predicted model, not a curated record. Bases 76 to 1575 code for a protein of 499 amino acids. Gene Ontology annotation, molecular function: guanyl-nucleotide exchange factor activity; phospholipid binding; protein binding. Lineage: Eukaryota; Metazoa; Chordata; Aves; Pelecaniformes; Ardeidae. The transcript is spliced from 13 exons.
CUGGAUGUUUCGUCCCCGCUGCUCUCCCUAUCAGCUGCUGGCCGUGGUUAAACACACAAUGCUGAACUGCAGAAUAUGGUGUUAGACUCCAGUGCUGCCAUGGGGAGCAAGGAACUUCAGGAGAAAGAUGCCGCCGGAGCCCUUGGCCACGAUCUCAGCAAUGGCAGCAGCAGCAAUUUGGAAGCAGCCAGGCGCCUGGCUAAGCGCCUCUACCAUCUGGACAGAUUCAAACGCUCUGAUGUGGCAAAGCAUUUGGGUAAAAACAACGAAUUCAGCAAGCUUGUGGCUGAAGAAUACCUGAAGUUUUUUGACUUCACAGGCAUGACGCUGGACUACUCGCUCAGGAGUUUCUUUAAAGCCUUUUCACUUAUCGGAGAAACUCAGGAACGAGAGAGAGUGUUAAUCCACUUCUCCAGCAGAUACUACCAGUGCAACCCAAACACCAUUUCUUCUCAAGAUGGAGUUCACUGUCUCACGUGUGCCAUGAUGCUGCUGAACACAGACCUGCAUGGCCAUAACAUUGGGAAAAAGAUGACCUGCCAGGAGUUCAUUGCUAACCUCCAGGGGAUGAACGAUGGCAAAGACUUCCCAAAAGGGCUAUUGAAGGCCCUCUACAAUUCAAUCAAGAAUGAGAAGCUGGAAUGGGCAGUGGAUGAAGAAGAGAAAAAAAAGACUCACUCAGAUGGUACAGAUGAAAAGGAUAAUGGGAGCCAGACGAAGGCUGUCAGUCGAAUUGGCAACUCAAAUAACCCAUUUCUGGACAUCCCUCAUGACCCCAAUGCUGCUGUGUAUAAAACUGGAUUUCUGGCUCGAAAAAGCCAUGCGGAUAUGGACGGAAAGAAAACUCCCCGGGGAAAGCGAGGCUGGAAAACCUUUUAUGCUGUGCUGAAGGGAACAGUCCUCUACUUGCAGAAGGAUGAAUAUAAGCCAGAAAAGGCUUUGUCGGAGGAAGAUCUGAAGAAUGCAGUUAGUGUGCAUCAUGCACUGGCAUCCAAGGCAACAGACUAUGAGAAGAAACCCAAUGUCCUCAAGCUUAAAACAGCAGAUUGGAGGGUCCUGCUUUUCCAAGCCCAGAGCCAAGAAGAAAUGCAGACCUGGAUCAACAAGAUUAACUGUGUGGCUGCCGUCUUCUCUGCACCACCGUUUCCAGCAGCAAUUGGCUCUCAGAAGAAGUUCAGUCGCCCGCUCCUGCCAGCCACCACAACGAAGCUAUCUCAGGAUGAACAGCUGAAGUCUCAUGAAGCGAAGCUGAAGCAGAUCUCCACUGAGCUUGCCGAACAUCGCUCCUAUCCUCCUGACAAGAAGCUCAAAGGCAAGGAAGUAGAUGAUUACAAACUGAAGGACCACUAUCUGGAGUUUGAGAAAAACCGCUAUGAGAUUUAUGUUGGCCUCCUGAAGGAAGGGGUGAAGGAACUGCUGUGCGGCGGAGAGAACGAUGCGCCAGGACUGAAGAAAUCCCACUCGAGUCCGUCAUUGAAUCAGGAGUCUCCAGUUAGUGCCAAGGUGAAACGCAAUGUCUCGGAGAGGAAGGACUACAGGCCAGAAACACCCAGCAUUAAGCAGAAGGUCACUUAGGGUGGAAAUGACAACUAGGGGAACAGCCAUGCAGCAAAGUACCGGUGGUCAAAAUUUUUUCAUUUAAUAACCUGUCAUUCACAAAAAAUAAGUGCAUCUGCCUGAAUGGGGUGUUAGUGACAUUUUCUAUUGUAUAUUUUGCUGUUUCUGUGCAGAUUGUGGGAGAUGUCUUUGCUCCUGCUUUGCUUUGCUUUGUUAAUUUAUCAUUUAGCAAUUGAAGCAUCGGGACUUUUUUGUGUUGUUCUGUUUCUAAAGGAGCUGGGGGAGGGGUAGAGCGCUGUGACGUAUAUUCUGUCUCUUCCCCGUUUAUCUUCUCCCAUCGGCACGUGGCUUUCAUCUCUCAAGUCACUUGUCACUUUAUUUACGUGGUGGGUGGGAAAGUAACUGGACAAAUGCUGCAGUGCUGUGAAUGCGAGCUGUAGCUAUGAGAAAAGCUGUGCAAACGGGCAGCUGCAGAAAGCUGGCUAGAGCCUAGGGAGCUGGGAACACUGGUUUCCUGACAAUGCAGAGCAUGUUGGUACUAGUACUUAGCAGCAGGUGCUACAGUAAAUAGCCACUGUUGCUUAUCGUUACUGCGUUGACCCUGGACCCAUGAGCAUGAAGGAGUGAAACCUGGAAACCUCUGGCAAUGCUGGGAUGACAGUGUUGGAAUAAUCUGUUUGCCUCUUUCCAAGCAAAGAGUCUUCUCCUGAGUUAGCAGGCUUUGGGGUAUCCAAACCCGUGCUGUCUCUGUGGUCAGGGAGAUUAGGGAUUACCCAGUUGGAAUGAACCCAGGCUUUAAAUUUCUUUGCAGAGAAGGCUGCUGUAGAUGUCAGCCAUUAGUGUUGUAUUUUAAAGACAAAGGGCCUCUGUGUAGUUUUUAACUAUACGCUCUCAUUUAGCUGCUAUAUAGAGCCUUAUGAUAUAUUGUGCCCCGAUGCUCCCCCUUCCAGGAGUUUCCUUGUUGGUGUGCACAGAUAGGUGUUUGCAAUUUCUCUGCUAACGACAAAGCACUUUGCCUUUUCCCUUCAGGAAGGGAUUUUCCUAAGCUCUCCAUUUUCCUGCUUUAGCUCUCAUAUAGGUGGAAGAGGCUGGUGCAGAACGCAGAAGAGGACAGACCUGUCCUUGCUGUGGGCCAGGAUUUGAUGCCGUCAUGGCUACUCUGUGCCUGGAGGCCAGUACAAGGCAGCCCCAGGUUUGGCAGAUCCUACCCUCCACCCUCAGGGAACCAGCCCGCCUUGCAGCUCCUGCGUACCCUGCACCAGGCUUUCAGAGGGGAGUGCAGGACAGGGAGAGAUCACUGUGGGUAGAGCUUUCCGCACCUGAAAGCCCUCUGUUUGUGCCACAGACUCUCGGGUUGGCCAGCAGCCUUCAGGCACAGGGAGCAGAAAGAUGAUGGAGAAAUCAUUUUCCUGCUUCACAGCCCCUCUUGCCUGGGUGGCAUCAUGGCUCUGCAGAGAGCGCUGACUCAGCUGUUGCUUACCACCAUGGGUUUUAAUCUCAACUUUGAUACUGACCCGCUGGGUGAGCUCGGACAGGUCUCUCCUCUUCUGCCUCUCCCUUCCCCUAUGCAGAGUAGUACAGCCAAGCUGGCUUUUCCUGCAGAGCACCUUGGGGGAGGUAAUGUUGUGGGCCAGUUGAAAACUGUUUGUUGCUGUUAUUUUUGUUGUGUCUGGCACAAGGCAGUCCUCCCGAUGGAUCUAAUUCUUAAUGCAUAAAGAAACGUCAAGAUCAAUGCAAGGACUGUUUAGAAAUGCGGUGGUGUUUCCAGCCUAAGUAGUCGAAGGGCCACACAUCAAAAAAAUUACCACCUGAGUGGAUUUGUGCUCUGCCAGGCUUCCUGAAGGGUCCAAGUCAAUUAAUCUAGCUUAUUGAACUGCCAGUUCAGUGGGCAGGACAGGGAGCGAUCAAAGAGAGAAGGACCUUAACAGGUGCCUCGUGACUUGCCUCCCCCACUGAGGACCACCGUGCAACAGCUUUCCCAGUGUUGUGCUCACCAUUGGCUGUAACAAAGAUGUUGCGCUCUCAGAUGCUGCCAGGUGUUGGAGCAAAUCGACCCUUGCAGUUGCAGCCCAGCAGCAAGACCAGAUGGGACUAUUUCCACGUGUGAUGUUGGGAUGCGCAUGCAUCUGGCAUCUGCCACUGAGAGUGGCCGCUCCCUGCUAGAAGUUAGGAGGUCAGCCCCUAACCCUGGCAACAUUCGUAACAUUAAAAACUUCAGAGUCCUGAACAGAAACCAUCAGCCCUUCCCAAGCGCUGCAGCUUUAGAAGUUGUGCAUGCUUAUAGUGGAGCAAACGUUCAGUCCUCUUCCUGAAGAAGAGAGAUACCUUCUGCUGCUGGAGCCAAAGUGAUGUGGUGCAGCAUGCUGUAUUAGGAGGUUCAGUGUAGACAGGUGCAUGAUAGUGCUCACUGGGAGGGAUUGUUUGAAUUAAUCGAGUGUGGUAGAUCAACAGCUCAUGGAGGGGGAACAAAGCCAGGAGAUCCCUGCAGCUGUUCAUCAUGCUCUGGUGGUUUAAAACAAACAAGCAGAAGAGAGAGAAGAAGACAUUCGUUCGGGGAGUGCUAAAUGCACAUUUGAGAAAGAAAGCUGUCCUGUCUUAGAUACGGUGUUAGGAAACAUGCAGCAGAAACAA